Gadus chalcogrammus (walleye pollock) is the source of this 1361-nucleotide messenger RNA. RefSeq names its product CD8a molecule (gene cd8a). The transcript has 6 exons. The coding region runs from base 72 to 737 and encodes 221 amino acids. The record is from RefSeq and is a predicted model, not a curated record. NCBI's taxonomy places the organism in Eukaryota, Metazoa, Chordata, Actinopteri, Gadiformes, Gadidae.
UGUCAGACUGGGCUGCUAUUCUUCACACAAAGAGACGAGUAGACGCUACCAAGCUAAAGACAAAUAAAAAAAUGGACCAAAAAAGGAUUAAGGCCAUUUCCCUUUUUAUUCUGUUUCAAAACAUUGUAUCACUGCAUGGUGAGGUCAUUACACCUGAAGAAGGAGAUAAGGUUCAAAUCAAAUGUGAAUCUCCACAAAAAGGAUUCACUGUUAUGUGGCUUCGGGUCGUGGAUAACAGCGUGGACUUCAUUGCAUCUUAUCACUCAAAUGGCAUAAGAAAGCCGGAAACUAUCUUGAACACAACGAUCUACAGUGAAUCAAAGAUGAAGACUGAAAAUAUACUUUCAAUCAAAAGAUUUAACUCACAACGAGACAGAGGUGUUUACAUCUGCGCUGUGUUGACUUCCAAUACACUCAAAUUUGGAAAAGUCACAAGACUCCAACGGGUUGUAUCAGUGACCCCAGCAGCCGCUGUGCCUGCCACCAACGCAAAGACGCCUUCCACUCCAAUGGUCUGCACUUGCAACAGCAAAACCGAGGACAGUAAGGUCUUGAGCAUCUGGGACUGUAGCCCCAUCAUUCUGGGCUCCUUGGCUUGUGGUUAUGGCUUUAUCAUCUUUCUCUUCGUCAUCACAAUUGUCUGCUGCAACAGGUUAAGGACAAGGCGUUGUCCGCAUCAUUAUAAAAGGCAAAAACAACGGCGGAAGGUUGAAGGAGGACGUGCGAUGGAAAACUGAAUACGUUUUGAAGUUCAGUUUAAGUCCAUUUUAAAUUGCUGCUCCUAUCCUCACGUGUAAUCUAAAAAUAAUUGGUUUUAAUCAAACAGGGAAUGUAGAAUUAUUCUCUUUUACUCAAAAUAUUAAAUGCUAGUUGACUAAUGACUUGGUAAACAAGAGAAAUGGUUAAACUUUGCUCGUAAACAUAUACCGUAAUAUUUCCAUCCUUAAAAUAUUAAUACUUAAUUAAUAUUUAAGAAAUCAAUGUAGUUGAUGAUUUAGAAUUUGUUAAUCAAGUAAAACCAGGGAAGAAAUUUGAAAAAUACAAUUUCAUGAACCAAUUUCCAUUUUUUGUAUUUUCUCUUUUUAUUUGUCAACUAUAGCAACGAGUAAAAAAGAAGGACCCAUUUUUCAGUCCUAAACUGAUCUCCCAUAUUAAUGCCAUUUUAAUAAUGUAACAAAUAGGCCUACUAGAGAAUCAUUUUUUUCAGCACUUUGUAAAUGUGAAAUUAUCAAUAUUUUUAUUGGAUUUCAACUUAAAUAUUGUAUCCAACCAUUUCUUAACUUAAUAUCUAAUGUCUUUUUCAAUAAACUUUUGGAUUCCCCGCUUGUAAAUAAAACGUACAAAAGCUACAACUUGUGAGA